This is a messenger RNA of Biomphalaria glabrata, 546 nucleotides long. RefSeq lists its product as uncharacterized. The record is from RefSeq and is a predicted model, not a curated record. The transcript has a single exon. Lineage: Eukaryota; Metazoa; Mollusca; Gastropoda; Planorbidae. Bases 1 to 546 code for a protein of 181 amino acids.
AUGUUCCCACUUGAUGAGGUCACAGCUAUGUUGUGCGAUGUAAGCACAGAAAUGUUCCCACUUGAUGAGGUCACAGUUAUGUUGUGCGAUGUAAGCACAGAUAUGUUCCCACUUGAUGAGUUCACAGCUAUGUUGUUGUGCGAUGCAAGCACAGAAAUGUUCCCACUUGAUGAGUUCGCAGCUAUGUUGUGCGAUGUAAGCACAGAAAUGUUCCCACUUGAUGAGUUCACAGCUAUGUUGUGCGAUGUAAGCACAGAAAUAUUCCCACUUGAUGAGUUCACAGCUAUGUUGUGCGAUGUAAGCACAGAAAUGUUCCCACUUGAUGAGUUCACAGCUAUGUUGUGCGAUGUAAGCACAGAAAUAUUCCCACUUGAUGAGUUCGCAGCUAUGUUGUGCGAUGUAAGCACAGAAAUGUUCCCACUUAAUGAGGUCACAGCUAUGUUGUGCGAUGUAAGCACAGAAAUGUUCCCACUUGAUGAGGUCACAGCUAUGUUGUGCGAUGUAAGCACAAAUGAGAACGUCACGUGUGUCGCCAGCAGGGACUAA